UCUCGCGUUUACUACGUAGGGCGACUUUCACUGACUGUGACACGGGAAUGUCCUUCCUUGACGCCUCGGAUGAUCACGAAUAACCAGACUACAGUCAGUCACUGGAUGGGAGAGAUUGUAUGCCCAUGGUUAAUUACGGAUGGUUCAUCAUCAAGUCCUGAGCUGGCUGAUCUCAGACCAGAGGGGAAACCCCAUUUUGGCUGAAUGUGAGGGAGCUGUGGCCUGAAGGCAUUUUGAUUACUGAGAUGUCAAUGAAACGAGGAGAAGGGAUGUCCAUCGCCCAGGCUUUGGCCAUGACUGUAGCGGAGAUACCUGUCUUUCUCUAUUCCACAUUUGGGCAGUCCAUAUUUUCCCAGCUAAGGCUUACACCAAGCUUGAAGAAGGUACUGUUUGCCACAGCGCUGGGCAGUGUAGCUCUAGCUCUCACUGCUCAUCAGUUAAAAAGGCGAGGAAGGAAGAGGAAGCAGGGAACACAAGAGAAGGAUGGGCAGAAGACAGUGGGAAUACCAGAGUCACUCAUGAAGACAGGACGACCUUCAUCAUUAAAGAGAGGCCCGUUUACUGGCCGACAGGUGAUGAGUCCCAGUACUCGAAGCAAUGACACCAUGAGUGGAAUUUCUUCCCUGGCUCCAAGUAAACAUUCAAGUUCAUCACACAGCCUGGCGUCCAUGCGAGUCCCAAGCUCUCCAAAUCAGUCUGCCAAUCCAUCCACCCCCUGGGAUGCAGAGCCUGUGGUGGAAGAGUCAGGGGCAGUAGAGGACGCUAAUGCAGAGAAUCUCUACUUAAUGGGCAUGGAGCUGUUUGAGGAGGCUCUGCGAAAGUGGGAACGGGCCCUGAAUAUUCGCCAUCAACCCCACUCAACAUCCAGCAACAACAGCCUCUCUCUGCAGGGAGCAACAUGUGGAGACUUUGCCAUGGGUGAAGCUCGUAAUAAAGUGUUUGCUGAGAAGUUAGAGACAUUACUGCACAGAGCGUAUCACCUACAGGAGGAUUUUGGGAGCAGUAUCCCAGCAGACAACGUGCUGGCAGACUUUGAAAGUGAAGGAACUCUAAUCUUGCCUCAAGUGGAGAGUUUCCACAGACUGCAGGAGGACGAUGCCACUACUGUUACUUCUGAUGAGUCCUUCUUCUCGGCUGCAGAGCUGUUAGAUGCCAUGUCUCUAGGGGAGGUCUAUCAGCCUCUUAAGCCAGCAGCCCUAUAUGAAGAAGCCUUGUCUCUGGUCCAUGACGAUAAAGUGGCCUAUAGGACCCUGAGGACUGAAUUACUUGAAUGUUAUAGUGACCAAGACUUCCUUGCCAAGCUUCACUGUGUGAGACAAGCAUUCCAGAUCCUGUUGUUAGAUGAAACUCACCGUACAUUUUUCAUGGAGACUGGAAAGCAAAUGAUUGCGGGUUUAAUGGUAAAAGCAAACAAGAGCACCAAAGGUUUUCUAGAAAGCUAUGAAGACAUGCUGCUUUACACUCAGAGAGAGGAAACAUGGCCUAUCACUAAAAUGGAGCUGGAGGGACGCGGGGUGGUUUGUAUGAACUUCUUCGACAUAGUGCUGGACUUCAUCCUGAUGGAUGCAUUCGAAGACCUGGAGAGCCCUCCUUCCUCUGUGGUGGCUGUGUUGAGGAAUCGCUGGCUCUCUGACAGCUUUAAAGAAACAGCUUUGGCAACAGCUUGCUGGUCUGUCCUAAAAGCCAAAAGGCGCCUUCUUAUGGUUCCUGAUGGGUUUAUCUCCCACUUCUAUGCCAUAUCUGAACAUGUGAGCCCAGUUUUAGCUUUUGGAUUUUUAGGACCCAGGCAGCACCUAAGUGAAGUGUGCACAAUUUUUAAGCAACAAAUCGUGCAGUACCUUAAGGACAUGUUUGAUCAUGACAAGGUCCGCUUCACCUCUGCGCAGUGUUUGGCUGACGACAUCCUGAACCUUUCCCACCGCCGGAGUGAGAUUUUACUUGGGUAUCUGGGAAUCGAUAGCCUUCUCGAGCUCAAUGGUGCCCUGCCCAGAGACACAGAGGGCUCUUCGGGGACCAACUAAGACAAGUAGGGUCACGAAGAGCUUCACCGGGCUUGUACCAGCCAACAGUAAAGGGGCUGAUGAGUGGGGAACAGCAAAAAGUCACAGCUCAAUUGUAAAUGUGUACUUGUAUUAAGACUGGAAUGAUUCAUGCUCCUGUGAUACACUGAGAACCAGCAUUAUUCAUUUAUUCAUCUGUGUAAGGGGUUAAACACGACUACUUCAAUAGGACAUACUUUCACCAGGUCUGUAAUGUCAUUGGUCCUUGUGCUAACAAGGGAAACUGACAAUCCCACCUCUCAUGUUGCUGCUGUCUAAUGUAUCUAGAACACAGACUGCAGGCGUGUAAUCACAGACGUGUGAGGACUUGUCCCUGCCUUGUUGGGUGAUUUCUUGAGAACAGAUCUGACAGAAGCAUUAGCAGCACAUGAAGACUGGGCCUGCCACACUUUAAAUCCACAUGGAUUGAGUGUUUUCAGAGAACUCUUCAUCACCUCUGGAAUUAGGUGGAAUCAUGUGUGGGAGUCAAUACUGGUGUGUGUUUCUAUGUUUUAUAUUAAACUAAGGAAGAUUAUGCAUUUGAAACAGUGAUAAUUCCUGACAGUUCUUGAGCACUUUGGCCAACUGAAUACAUGUGCUCCUAUGAGAUGCAAGAUGGGAUGGGUUUGUCUUGGCACUUGUCCUGAAAUCCUCUUUAAUCUCUAUUUAUAUUUUUCUCCACCUUGAGUUAAUUGAGCAUAAAAUAUGAUAAGGCCAAGAGGGUGUGUCGAACGCAAAAAGGCAUUUGAUCUUGUGCAGGGUACUGGCAUGUUACUCAUGAAUACGUUCUACAGUAGUUUGACACCAGAUGUAAAGUGUUCACAGUUGCUGUAAACACAAGUGCUUGAUUAAGCAUGUGGUAAGGGUUUAUGAAGUUUUAAUUUCUAUAAAUCACAACACAAAUAUUCAGAUUUAAAAAAAGCAAAACAGCACGUCCACCAUAAAUAAAAGAAUACCAGAUGUGAAAUAUCUGUCUGGCUAUGAUUACAUAAAACAUAACAGAGUGUAGAAGAUGCUGAAGAAGAUAAAUCUCUUAACCAGGUGCUCUCAGGUAGUAUUUCCUAAUUCUAAAGUCAGUAUUUGACACAUUCUUGCAAUUGAAUUGCUUGCAAAUAUUUGGGUCUAAAUUGUACAACCUUAAUCAAAAGCAUUAAUCACAGCUUGUAUGAAGAAUAAUCCCUGAACAAAGCAGAUAUUACUCACUUGUCAUAGCAGGUGAAGUACGCGCCACUAAUAAUACCAAUAGCGCUGUUUUGUUCAGUGAGCCGUGACACUGUAUUGUUCACACAACAUAAGCAGUAGAGCUUUUCUGUGGCAGCUUUGACUCAUUAGCAUCAAAGAUGGGUUUAAAGUAGGUGAGCCAGAGUCACAGCCCAGGUACUGUGCAUGCUUACUAUUACUUGUUGACUCAUUUAUGUUAGUGUUUACACCUUUAAAUGAAAAAGGGCCCUGGGUUUAGGUGUGUUUUUAAAAAAAGAAAAGUGGAUGCUGGUGGAGAUUUAGUUUAAAAAUAUAUAUAUUGACACAACCUCUAAAUGAAACAGCAUCUAGUACUCUUAGGAUAUUUCUAAUGUUAUAAAUAUCUGUAAGUAAGAACCGGGCGUCGUACAGCUGGACUGUCAUCCAUAUAAGUGCACUGCUUUGCUUUCCCAGUACUGUGACCUUGUUACUGAAUGGCAUUUAUUCCACAAUACUCGAUUGCACCACUACUGCAGAGGCACGUUUGUGAUAUACAGAUUGAAACAAAAUUAUUGUCAUGAAGUCUAAUGAAGAGAUUAUUUGUUAACAGAGAAGCACAGUUGUCUAUGUGUGGAGAGAAAUUUCAGAUCACUUUACAGCAUUUUAAUGUCAGUAGUUUAUCAUCUGAAUCAGCAGCUCUUUGGCGUUCUUAUCCAUACAAGUGUGUGUUUGGUGGCAUUGAUAAUCCAAAUUCAAAUCUCUUAAAUUAAGAGCUUUGAUUGGAUUUUUUUUUUUCCCCUCACCUCCUUAAUCUGUACUGUCUGUUAAGAGUCAGUAUUUGGGGGGUUGGUUGGUGGUUUUGUCUAACAUGAACCAAAACUGUGAAUAGAGCUUUUACAGAAAAUAAUUUGGUUCCUUCUUGUGACAAUGAGCAUUUUGCACUUUAGAAGAAAAAAAAAUACAAGAAUGUCCAAUAACCCUGUUUUAAUAGCUGUUAAUGUAUUUGUUGCAUCAAAGAACUGACAUAUUAUUGAUAAUAUAGAGCAUAAAUGCUGUACAGUAGAGAAAUGAUCUUUCCCAGAUCUCUAUAAAUAUGAAAAUUGUUUAUUCUGCUUACUAGGUUUUGUUUUGGUCUGAAAACAUUUUUUUUCCUCCUUUCUUGGUCAUUUUAUAUCAAUGUGUGUCAUGCAGAUAAAAUGCUGUUAUGGGAAAGUGCUUCUGUUUAGUCUUGUGUCCACUUACUGGUCACAUCAGUGUAACAUGCUACAUGUAGACCCAGGCUUAGCUCUAGCUGUAAGUGUUAAAGGUCCCAGAUUAGAAAUAUUUAGAAAGUUAUCGUUUAAAAAAUAAAAUUCAGUCAUGGAGUCUUCUUCUUAACAUGUACUCGAUGCAAGAGUUUUACAAGAGUUUCAGAUGGCCAAAAUGAAGAGAGAGAUUUUUGUUUUGAAAGUCACUGCUGUACUUCAAGUGUCCUACUCAUGCCUUUUGUCUUUUCUAUUGUUAAAUGACGUCAGAAACUGGUUUGAUUUUAAUUCUCCGUAUUAAAUGUUAUUUUUUGUUAAAUGA
Messenger RNA from Archocentrus centrarchus (flier cichlid), 4784 nucleotides. RefSeq names its product mitoguardin 2-like. The transcript has 16 exons. The coding region runs from base 246 to 2021 and encodes 591 amino acids. The record is from RefSeq and is a predicted model, not a curated record. NCBI's taxonomy places the organism in Eukaryota, Metazoa, Chordata, Actinopteri, Cichliformes, Cichlidae. Gene Ontology annotation, biological process: mitochondrial fusion.